This is a messenger RNA of Amaranthus tricolor (Joseph's coat), 4307 nucleotides long. RefSeq names its product transcription factor ILR3-like. The transcript has 5 exons. Gene Ontology annotation, molecular function: protein dimerization activity; DNA-binding transcription factor activity. The record is from RefSeq and is a predicted model, not a curated record. NCBI's taxonomy places the organism in Eukaryota, Viridiplantae, Streptophyta, Magnoliopsida, Caryophyllales, Amaranthaceae. Gene Ontology annotation, biological process: intracellular iron ion homeostasis; regulation of DNA-templated transcription. The coding region runs from base 404 to 1129 and encodes 241 amino acids.
GGGGAGGACACGCUCACCCAAGAAGAAAAGUGAAAGGUUCCUCUUAGACUUUAUGGAAUAGUGAAUGUGAUUAUCUUCAUUAAUAGUUCAUACUUCACAUUAGUUUGAUGAAUCCAAAACAUAGUCUACAACUACCAAUUUCCCCAAUUACACACACAUUUCUCAAUAGUCUUGGAUUCUCAAUUCUCAUCCUUUUGCCAUACUUUCAUUUCAACCCAUAAGCAUAAUUUUUUUAAUAUUAUCAUUCAUUUAUCAAAUUUUUAUUUUAUUAAAUAAAAAACUCAUCCCCAUUUUCUCUCUCCAGCCUCCACCCUACCUUUUCCUAGAAACCCCCUCUUUCUCUCUCUAAACUGACCGGAAAAUUCACCCUUUUGCCUGGAAUUUUCCGGCAAUUGUACUGGAAAUGGUGUCUCAAGAAAACUCAAAUUGGGUUUUUGAUUUUAAUUAUAAUAUUGAUGAACUUCAGAUCCCUAAUCCUGAUACCAAUUUCUCUGCUCCUAGUUUUGCCUUCAAUAAUUGCCACUUGCAACCUCCUUUGACCCUUCCAUUUAAUGUUAGUGCGGAAAUAGAAGGAAAUUAUGGCGAUUCAGAGGGCCCUAGAGAGAACAACUCGAAAAAGAGGGGACGAUCUGAAUCAUGUGGUCCAUCUAGCUCGAAAGCUUGCAGGGAGAAGGCACGUAGGGAUCGCCUUAAUGAUAAGUUCAUGGAAUUAGGCUCGAUAUUGGAACCUGGUAGAACUCCCAAGACUGACAAGGCAGCCAUUUUGAGUGAUGCCGUUCGAAUGGUGACCCAACUAAGGAGUGAAGCCCAAAAGCUGAAGGACUCUAAUUCGAGUUUACAGGAGAAGAUCAAAGAAUUGAAGACUGAGAAGAACGAGCUCCGAGAUGAGAAGCAGAGGCUGAAGGCUGAGAAGGAAAAGCUAGAGCAACAGCUGAAGACCGUGAAUACUCAACCAGGAUUCAUGCCAGCUCCGACUCCUAUCCCAGCUACUUUUGCUCCACCGACACAAGCACCGGGAGGCAAGCUGGUGCCGUUCAUGGGAUACCCUGGAGUCGCUAUGUGGCAGUUCAUGCCUCCAGCAUCAGUCGAUACAUCGCAAGAUCAUGUGCUCCGCCCACCAGUGGCUUAACUGGUUAUGUCAUUAGUCCGUUCUUCAAGAUUACGGUUACACCUUCACGCUUUUUCCUCCUUCUCUUUUCAUUUUAGUAAGUCAAUUGUCAAUUUGCCAUUUGACUGUGCACUACUUUUUGUGCUGAAGUCUGCUAACAAAUUACAUUUGAUGGGAUGUGGAAUGUGUAUGUUAAUAGUGGAACUUCAAUGAAAAUGUCGCGGUUCAAAAAAAGGUAACUGUAAAAAUAUCUGAAUUAGUUUCUUUCUAUCCCCCGUUUAAGCCAUCAUGUAAAUCGUUCCUCUGGCUCUCGAUUGACCACUAGUUUUAGGUAUUACCUAGACCUCAUUUGUUAGGAUGUAAGCGGCCGUAUGAACUUUUACGGUUGCUGGAAGAACAAGGAAAUUCAAUGUCUUGCUGAGUUGCUUUCAUGGAAAUUUAAGUUUUGUUUUGUACUUCUUACCAUUGUUUGGUAAUAUGUCAGGCUAUGUGAUUUAUUAAGUUUAAAUAGCUUGGUAUAUUCGGCUUUGGGAAGCUUGACGCAAAGCAUGCAAACUCAAACCGAGUUUGAGUUGGCGUUGCAGGAUCAAUAUGGGUCCUUAUAGUACCCUAUUCGUUUGGAUUCUACAAACAAGCUCUCUAAAUCUAUUUUCUUUACUUACAUGAUUUGUUUUGACCAACAUUAGUUAGUUGAGUACAAAAUACAUCUUUGAUCAUAGCUUUUAUGAGCAGAACGCACUAAAUAUGAUGAUUAUGAUGACAGGAAAAAAAUGUGCAACAUUUUUGCUCCUUUUAUUAUGAAUUUUGAUCUUAGUGGAAUAUGAGGAAAGUUUAGAGCUUUUUCAGGACCUGAAAACUGAGAUGGAAAAUGGAGAUAGUGGUGGUACGUUUAAGUUUAGUUAAAAAGAAAGUGUUGUGAUUUGAUUCAAGUUCCAUUAUUGGAUUUGGAGGACAUGACUACUUCGUGUUUCAUUCAAUUUGCAUUAUUUGUCAUUUUGAUUCGUUUAACUUAUUUUGUAUCAUUUCUAUUUUUAGACAAAUGUUUUACCACUUUUUUUUAAUCUCAUUUAUAUAUUUUAACUUUCUUUUAUUUUCAUCCAUAUAAUUCAUUUUCUCUCUUUCUUUAUUAUUAUUAUCUAUUUUUUCUUAAAAAACUUUAAAUUUCUUUUUGUUUCAAUUCUACGGGACAAUAAGAGGAAAUAUGUUGAUAUUUACAUCCAAUCAAAGCCAAUCACGCGUAUGCGCAUACAACUUAGAAGUGGAAGCUCCUUUGGUCUAACUUGGACUGCUUUCAACAAAUGUGUUAAUAAGAAACGUGAUUUUAUUUGCUUUUUUUUUUCAACAAAUUUACUAUAUAUUAUUAUGUUUGAUUGGGAGAAUAAGACAAAUUUUAAUUUGAAUGGAUGACAUUACAAAGAAUAAAAUGUGUUUAAGGUGUUAAUGAUGUUAGUCUUGUAAGUCUUUUAUGCAGUCUUAAUGAGUAAAAUUCAUUGCAAGAUCUUGUAGAGGGGCAAGUUUUUAAAACGUUUGCAAGAUUUUUGAUAAAUAUAGUAGUUUGAAGAGAGUUUAGGGAUAAAGUAUAAAAGAUGAAAAUGAGUUUUGUAUCAGUCUUCAUCUUAUCUUAAUAUUAAAGAAGUAUAUAAAAAGUUAAUAAAAAUCUGAUGUGAUAGAGUUGUAAGAUUGAGGCUUAAUUUCAAGAUAUUCACAUCAUAAUGAGCAAGUGUUCAUUCAAAGUAGGAUAUGGCCUUGGUAGAACUAUUGGGUAAAUUCAAUAUAUUCAGCAAGUCUUGUAUGAGACCGUCUCACCUUGAGACGAGCCCAUAUAAGCAACCCAUUAGUAUAAAAACAAUGAAAUUUGAAUUAUAUAGGGCAAUAGUUUUUUUUAAAGCAUUUGUGAUGAUCCAAUUGAGGUCGUUUUAUGGUGAGACGGUCUCAAUAAAGAAUUAGUGCAAUAUAUUUGUCCCAUGAAACAAAGAUGUCAAAUGUGAGGUUGAAAGUUUUCCACCUUAUCCCCUUAUCAAAAUCUCUUGAUUUCUUAUCAUCAAAAAGAAAAAUAUUGGAUCUCUUGUCAUCCUUCCUUGCUAGCAUUCUUAAUACUACAUUCAAUCAAAAACCUUUCCAUGGCUUCCCAUCUUCUCAAACUCCAUAUCCAAACCACAAAGCUUCAUUAUCCACCUCACCCAUGUCCUCUCUCCAAAUUCCCAUCUCACUCUCUUCCUUCCUUUACAAAUCACCCACUUCAUUCUUCCUUCACAACUUUCUUGCCUAAAAAACUUCUACACAUACCAAAACACAAAUUUAUGCUUGUUCAAUCUUCCCUUCCUAGCUCUUUCCCUUCACCUCCAACUUCCAAAGAAGGUGCAAUUUUCCAAGCCAAAACUAGCCUUUCGGCCGCCUUACAAAAGCCACUGAACAAUCCUAAACUUGCAGGAAAGAUGAAGAAACAAAAACAACCAAGAUUUCGAGUCGAAAUACCAUUAAUUGAUGAUUCCCCUGAAUCCCUUGCUCAACUUGCUUUAGAAGUUUUUAGUGAUCUUCAAAUCAAGAGAAAAGGUUCCUCCAUUAAAAUGUUGCUUAUUUGGCCUAAUCCCACUUCAUUGGAUAUGGGGAUUAAAGCCUUUAAAGCUCUUCCAUUUGGUUUAGUUGAACAUAUUGAGCUAACUACUGCCAUGACAGUUGAUAACAGAGUUAUAAACUCAGCUGACGUGGCUGUCUUUUUGGCGCCAAAUUCUUCACAGUUGACAGUUAUGAAAUCAGUUAGUGACAGUUUGUAUCCAAGCCCUUUGGUUUUGUUCAACCCCAAAUGGGCAUUUGACGAAGAGGGUAGUUUCGGUUAUUCGAGUGGCGUUGCAGGCUCGUUUGAUGUAAUUUAUGCAUUCUUAGGAUUGGAAGUUAGAGGGAUUUUGAGCAAGAGAAAAGGAGUUGUUUUUAAGUAUGUUAGGGAUGGUAUUGUUAGUGGAGAGCAAUGGAAUGUACUUGUAGAAGAAGAAGGGAAUGCAAAUCAAUUUAAGGUUGUUUCGAGAUUCAAGACUCGACCUUCAAUUACCGAAGUCGAAAAUGUUCUGUAUAAUCUAAUGGCAGUUAAUUCCCCCAUCACUAAAUCAGCUAAAUUUUUGAAGGACUUAGUUUCCAAUGUAACAGGAAGAAAAGAAAGUUAAUUGAGCAAUUACUAUGAAUUUGACUGAAUUUAUCUAUGAUU